AUGAAGCAGAGGUUCUCAUCUUUGGACGUAAAGGUCAUCACACAGGAGCUAGCCUCAGAGCUGGUUGGACUCCGCGUGUCCAACAUCUACGACUUGUCCUCACGCAUCUUCCUCUUCAAGGCCGCCAAGCCAGACCACAGACGGCAACUUAUCGUCGAUUCUGGCUUUCGCACACAUGUCACCCACUAUUCCCGCACAGCGGCUACAGCUCCUUCUCCCUUCGUCGCUCGCCUCCGCAAGUUCCUUAAGUCUCGGCGUAUAACCGGGAUCUCUCAAAUUGGAACGGACCGAAUCAUCGACUUCUCUUUCAGCGAUGGCGCAUACCAUAUGUUCCUGGAAUUCUUCGCUGGAGGCAACAUCAUUGUCACCGACAGCGAGUAUACCAUCAUUGCGCUUUUCCGACAAGUCAAUGCUGGCGAGGGCGAGGAGGCUAAACUAGGGAUCAAAUACACGAUCACCAACAAGCAGAACUACGCCGGUAUCCCCGAUAUCACCGACGCUCGCAUUACCGAAACCCUAGAAAAGGCACAAACUCUUGCUGCACAGGAAGGCAGUGGGCCAAAGAAAUCGAAGAAGAAGAAUACCGAUGUUUUGCGCAAGGCUCUUUCGCAGGGUUUCCCCGAAUAUCCACCCCUCCUACUCGACCACGCCUUUGCAAUCAAGGAGCUUGAUCCAGCGACGCCGCUCGAGCAGAUUCUUGGCAAUGAAGCUGGUAUCAAAAACGUCAGAGGUGUGCUGGAAGAGGCCCAGAAAGUCUCCAAUAGUUUCAAUACUGGUAGUAGCCAUACUGGUUACAUCAUCGCAAAAGAAGAUUCCCGAGUUCCCACGGAGGACGAGAAUGCUUCGAAAACACCUGGUUUGCUGUACGAAGACUUCCAUCCCUUCCGGCCUAAGCAAUUUGAAGGCAAACCAGGGCUCAAGGUGUUGGAAUUCGAGCGCUUCAAUGCUACAGUGGAUGAAUACUUCUCGUCAUUGGAGUCUCAGCGAUUGGAGUCGCGACUCACCGAACGCGAAGAGGCUGCUAAGCGGAAACUGGAUGCUGUGCGAGACGAGCACCGGAAGCGAGUUGACGCCCUCAAGGUUGCGCAGGAGCUGCAUAUCCGCAAAGCCGGUGCCAUUCAAGACAAUGUCUACCGUGUACAAGAAGCAAUGGAUGCUCAAGGCCGUGGGAACCCGGUUGCUCAGAUUAUCAAGCUACCUCUGAAGCUGUAUGAGAAUUCCAUCACCCUCUUACUUGGUGAAGGCGACGAGGGGGAAGAGGAAGAGGAAGAACUUGAGUCGAGCGAUGAAUCGGAGUCUGACUCAGAGAAUGAAGAAAAAGAGAGGAAGACCCGGGCAGACGCUGCUUCCAAGAUGUUGGCCAUCGAUAUCGACCUGGGUCUCUCUCCUUGGGCCAACGCUUCGCAAUAUUACGAUCAGAAGAAGCAAGCGUCAGAAAAGGAGCAGAGGACUGUUCAAUCGUCCGCAAAGGCGCUCAAAAGUCACGAAAAGAAGGUGACAUCUGAUCUGAAAAAAUCUCUUAAGCAAGAGAAGCAAGUGUUACGACAAGCUCGUGAGCCAUUCUGGUUCGAAAAGUUUUCAUUCUUCAUUUCCUCGGAAGGAUAUUUGGUACUCGGCGCUCGCGAUUCCAUGCAGAGCGAGCUCCUUUACCGGCGGUACCUCAACAAGGGCGAUAUCUUCAUUCAUGCAGACUUGAAAGAUGCGAUGCCGUAUGUUGUCAAGAACAGGACUGGGGCCGCAGAUGCUCCCAUUCCCCCAAGCACGCUUUCGCAAGCAGGAAACAUGUGUGUCGCGACGUCGACGGCGUGGGACUCCAAAGCGGUGAUGUCUGCCUAUUGGGUGCACGCAAACCAAGUUUCCAAGACCGCAGACAACGGCGCUGGUAUCUUGCCGCCAGGUACUUUCCAGAUAAAGGGUGAGAAGCAUUUCCUCGCGCCAUCCCAGUUGGUCCUUGGAUUUGCUAUUCUGUUCCAAGUCAGCCAAGAGAGCAUCAAAAAUCACAAGCAGCGCUUUGAAGCUGUCGACACUUCAGAUGAGAGAUCUACAGCCGACAUCCAGGACAAGCCAUCCACCGAUUCUGCGCCUGAACCCACGGAGGAACAGGCCGAUACGGAAGCUCCUAUCGAUGCGAACGAAGAUGUCGAUGAGCAAGAUGAAGACGAGCAGAAGCAUGAAGAUGAGCAAAGAGAUGAAGAGGAUGAUGCGAACUUAACUGCUCGGAAUCCUCUUCAGCGGGGUGAUUCUGAGACCCCUAUCACCAAAGCCAAGGAAUCCGAAGAGAAACCUGCCCACGAGGAGGAAUAUCGAACCGGCAGCUCCGAGUCUGAUCCUGAGCCCGAGGACGACACACAUGACGUCCAAACGGCUGAAGACCCCCAAGAAGGACCAGACGACAACGAAUCCACGUUGGCUGGAACUCAUGACCUUCCGGGCUCUGAUCAAAAAGAAGAGAAGCUUUCGGCACGGGAGCGACGUGCGCUCCGGCAGGGAAAGAAGCUCGAUCGACCUGAGGAAGAACCAGCCCCGGCACGCGUUGCGCCCACGCGUGGUAAGCGAGCCAAGGAGAAGCGUGCUGCUGCAAAGUAUGCUCAGCAAGAUGACGAGGAGCGUGAGCUUGCCCUCCGUCUACUUGGAGCUGGCAAGGGUAAAGCGGCCAAGGCGGCCCAGGCUGCAGAGGCUAAAGCCCAACGGGAUCGAGAGGCUGAAGCACAGAAGCAACGCCGCCGGGCACAACACGAACGAGCCGCUGAGGCGGAGAAGAAACGCCAGGCUCUCUUUGGUGAAAAUGGAGGCGAUGACUACAAUGAGGAGGUUGCUGCUGCCGAAGCCGCCGAUCUUAGCUGGAUUCCUGCUCUCAUUGGCACACCUACGCCAGAUGAUGAGAUCCUAGCGGCUCUCCCGGUUAAGCUCCAACCUGGUGCUGUCAAGAAAGGCAAGGCUGUCAAGGAGAUUGUUGGUCGCUGGGUAUCAGAGACGACCACCGGUAAGGUGAAGAAGGAUCAUGCGGAAGACGCUGGUUUUUCUCGGGCUGAUGCGGAACGUAUCCGGGCCCGGGAAGGAGAACUGAUUAAAGGAUGGAAAGAGACCGAGAUCAUCAACACGAUGCCUGUGGGUAAGGUACGCAUCAUGACUGCUGGUAAUGCGGGAGGAAAUGGUGGGGACAAGGGCAAAGGCAAAGGUGGUGGUGGCGGUAAAGGAGGGGGGAAAGGAGGCAAAGGUGGAAAGAAGAAAUAA
Messenger RNA from Penicillium chermesinum, 3234 nucleotides. RefSeq names its product putative DUF814 domain protein. The record is from RefSeq and is a predicted model, not a curated record. The transcript has 6 exons. Gene Ontology annotation, biological process: rescue of stalled cytosolic ribosome; ribosome-associated ubiquitin-dependent protein catabolic process. Gene Ontology annotation, molecular function: tRNA binding; ribosomal large subunit binding. Gene Ontology annotation, cellular component: RQC complex. NCBI's taxonomy places the organism in Eukaryota, Fungi, Ascomycota, Eurotiomycetes, Eurotiales, Aspergillaceae. Bases 1 to 3234 code for a protein of 1077 amino acids.